AUGUCAAAGAAUGAUAAUAAUGCACAAGCAACGAUAUCUCUUGAACGGUCAUCGAGAGAGGAGUUGGUCGAUUUCAUAAAGAAACAGGCACUACAUAUUAAGAAACUUGAGAACGUCUGUCAGAAGCUAAAGAAAGACAAUGCAGAGACCACUGCAAAGAUGAACAAUCUCGAUGAGGAGAAGACUCAACAGAAACAAAUGUCCAUCAAUAUCAUCAAUGGCAUGCAAGAGGAGAUCAACACACUCAAGCGUGAACGUGAGCAACUCGACGAGCAAACAGAAGCGAGAUUCCAAAUGGAGAGAAACAUCUACAUCGAAGAGAGCAAGAACCUGCAAGCCAAACUAUUGGAUCAUCAAUCGAAACUACAACAACAACAAACCAUUAUAGAUAAUCUAAAGAACGCAACUAGCAGUAUGAAAGAGAACAGUGAUAAUCUAUCUGCUGUAAUCAAAGAGAAUGAUAAUCUACAAUUGAAACUAGUAGAGUUACAAUCAAUAAUUGAUCAACUGAACAUAGAAAAGAAAGAGAAUAAUAGUAAUAAUAAUAAUGAACAAGAAAAAGUAAAAGUAAAGGAGGUCGAAGAAGAAGAUGAUGAUGAUGAUGAAGAAGAGGAGGAGGAGAAUGAAGUUCAAAUUAUGGAAAGAAGAAAUAAGAUGAUGGAGGAAUACAAGAGAUUAUCAAAGGAGAAGGAGAAGGAACAGGAGGAGAAGGAACAAGAGUUAAAUGAACGAUUGGCAGAGAUUAAUAAAGAUUAUAUGAGUGAUUACUCAAAGUUUAUGGAGGAGAAGGAGAACACCAUUGAGUUCCUCAAUUCACAGAGAGUCGAGAUCGAACAGCUACUUCAGCAAUACUCAAAGGAGAUGGACGAGUUGAAGCUGGAGGUGUCAUCGAAAUCAGAGGAGAUAGCAACGCUCACACAACGACGUGAUACCAAUCAGAGUGACAUAGUCAAGCUGAGAGAUGACAUCGAGAAGCUAAACGAACAACUAACCGAUAGGGAUACCAUAAUCAAGCGAUUGGAGGUAGAUGCCAACGAUCAACAACAAUCACAUAAGCUAGAGAUAGAUACAAUGAACAAUGAAAUUAUCAAAUUACAAUCUGAAUUGAAAGAACAACAACAGCAACAAGAACAACAGCAUCUUCAACAACAGCAACAACAGGAUGGUAAUCAACAAGAUCAAGAUGAUAAUAUUGAUAAUGAUAGAAUAAUAAGGUUGGAAGAAGAGUUGAAAGAAAAGAAUAGUCAAUUGGUUAGAUUAGAGAGUGAAGUGGUGAAGUUGGAUGAUUUGAAUUUGAAGGUGUCAGAGUUGGAUACAGAGAUAAAGCAUAAAGAUGGUGAAAUUACUAGACUUUUAGAAGAGAUUUCUUUGAAAUCAGAAGAUAUCAAGAAAUUACAUCAGGAGAUUGAAAAUCAAAAUAAUUCAAUUCAACAACAACAACAACAACAGCAACAACAAGAUAAUAAUAAUAAUAAUACAAUUACCAAUCAAUUGAUAGAGAAAGAUAAUGAGAUAGAGAGAAUCAACAGUUUGAUAGCGAAUAAAGAUGAAGAGUUACAAAGAGUUAAUAAUCAGCUGGAUGAAAAGUCAGGUCUAUUGGAGAUUAGAGAUAAGGAGAUCGUUACACUGACUAUCUGUGUCAAUGAAUCAAAAGCAUUGAUAGAGAAAACACUGGAAUCAUGUAAAGUAGAGAUACUGGAGAAGGAGAAUGCUCUUCAGGCAACAACAGCAGAGUUGUCAGAGAUUCGCGUGGAGUUGGAACAAAAGACAUCGGAGAUCGAGCAGAUGCAGCGGGAUUUGGGUGAGAAAGACAAUGCAAUUCGUUCACAGUCAAAUAAGAACGAUAUUAAAGUGGAGGAUGAGAAGCGAUUGAACGAGAAGGUUUUGAAGCUGAAGAAUCUGUUGGUCGCAGCACAGAAGCAUGUUUCCGAUCUGAAGAAACAGAUCGCCGACAAGACACAGGAGUUGCAAGACAAGACCGGUGAGCUGGCUGUUGCAACGGAUCGCGUCAAACAACUCGAGUCGAACCGAGACGAAGUGGAGUCGAAUCACAGUGAGUACUUGGAGAUGAAGCGUAACUACAGUUUCAACUUACAGAGAAUUCAGUUUUUGGAUGGUCAGUUGUCAAGCGCCACUCAGUCGCUGAAAGCGAUACAGGAGGAGUUUGACGACUACAAGGUUAAGGUUCAUCACGCUCUCAAGCAACAACAGAGCACUGAGCAAGUGGAGCAAGAUGGAGACGACGAUCAACAGCAGUCAGCUGCCAAUGCAGCAGCAGAGAUGGAAGCUGCACUCGCCAAACAACAACAGCAUUUCCAAACUGAAAAAGAGCAAGAUAGAGAAACCAUUAUCAAGUUGGAAGCAUCCAUUUCCACUAUUCAAAGAGAGUCGUUGGUUGAACUGGAAAAACUUCAAUCUGAACUCUCAGAGAAACAAGAAAAGAUCGAUCAAUUAUCUUUACAGAUAACAGAGCUUUCUCAAACUGUUCAACAACUAAAUGAUCGACUUGAUUCAACAACUGUAUCUUCAGAUUCAAACAACGAUUCUCAAUCACAACAACAACAAACAAAUGACCUUGAGAAAGAACUGAAACUAAGGGAGGAAAGAAUCAUAGAAAUUCAAUCACAACUAAACUUUUUCAAGAGAAACAAUAAUAGUUUAAUGAGAGAAAAAGAUAGAUUAAUUGAAGAACAAAGACAAUCUAUUAGUAAACUAAAAGAAGAAUUGGAAACAUUAAAACUAAAUAAUAAUAAUAAUAAUAAUAAUGAGAAACCAAAAUUACAAUCACCUAUACAACCAUUAAACUCAACAGUAAAUACACCACAGCUUAUUGAAAAUGAGUCAUCACAGUCAAUAGAUAUUGAACAGGGUAACAAUUUCAGUAUUGAACAUCUUUUGCCAACAACCAAUACCACACCAAAAGAGGACAGUUUCAAAUCUAUAGAACUACCACAAUCACUUCCACUUGAAGUUGAAAAAAUUCUACAUAGUUAUGCAAGAACACAAGCAAAUAGAGAUGAAGAGUUAAGAAAAUCAAAGAUUCAAAUUGAUCAAUUGAAAAUGUUAUUAAAUGAAAGUGAUAGAAUGGAACAAAAACACUUUGAACAAGAAAAGUUAUUAAAAGAAGAAAUUAGAAAUUUAGAGAGAUGUAAAACAAGAGAAGGUUCUAAUUUAGAGUAUUUUAUAGAGAAAGAUGAUGAAUCAUUAAUUCCUGUAUUAUCAACAUUGAUGCAAUUUACACCCGACGAAUUAAAUAGAGCGACAACUGCUCAAAAAUCAAAGAAAUCUAAUGGUAGUCUAUGGGGUUGGGGUUCUUCCUAUUUUACACCUACCAAAUAA
Molecule: messenger RNA, 3339 nt
Organism: Heterostelium album PN500
Lineage: Eukaryota; Evosea; Eumycetozoa; Acytosteliales; Acytosteliaceae
Exons: 5
Coding region: 1-3339 (1112 amino acids)
Molecular function (GO): transcription coactivator activity
Source: RefSeq, a predicted model, not a curated record